AUGAGCCAGUUCACUUUUGACAUCCAACCAUUGAACCGCUUUGUCGGUUCAAAUACUACCAUCCGACGGCCCAAAAUCAAUCGACAGGAAAUCACAUGCUUCUCCUAUGAUCGAGAACGCCAAUUCUCUUUAGGAGAAUCAUCUCUGCAGUAUUAUUACCCGCCAAGUCUGCCAGCUGAUUUGAAUCUGGGAUAUAAUACAUUCCAAAAGCUCAAUGACGCUGGUGAUGAGCAUCUCGAUGCAUUGCUAGAUACCAUCACUGCACUAGAGAAAGAUACGCAAAAGAAAUGUGAGGCUGAUAUCGUCACCUGGCGAGGAAUGAUGACCAAGAUAUUGGCAGCUCCUUAUGAUAUGAUGAAUGGCUUUGAGAUGAACGCUACAUGCUUCCAGGGUACAAUCUUUAUCGAAGAAAACAACGCAUACAAGAAUGAACAGAAAGAAAUUCAGCGAAAACAAAGAAUGCCACCAGGCAUGGCAUCGCAGGAAAUGAUGAUGUACUGGGGUUAUAAAUUUGAGGUCUUGUCUGUUCUCCCACGCCCAUGGGAUUCGAACACUCGUGAAGAGAUCGAAACGCGACCAAAUGAGGUUGUCAAUAACAGCGCGCAGUACUGCUCGGUCGUCAAAACUGGAAUUGGGAACACACGCAUGAUUCUUGGGGGUGAAGUCGAUGCCGUGUGGGACUGUAAACCAGAGAGAAAGGAAGAUCCUAUUCACUGGGUCGAGCUGAAAACAUCAGCAGAGAUUCGUAACGAGCGAGACAUGCUUAAAUAUGAGCGAAAGUUGUUGAAAUUCUGGGCGCAGUCCUUCUUGCUCGGUGUGCCUACGAUCAUCGUUGGAUUUCGGGAUCAAGACGGCAUCUUGCGCCGCCUAGAGGAGCUAGAUACAGCCAGUAUUCCUGGCAAGGUCAAGAAAAUCGGAAAAGGUUCCUGGGAUGGGAACAUUUGUAUCAACUUUGCUGCUGCAUUCUUGGACUGGCUCAAGCAAACUAUUCAGGAGGACGGGAUUUGGAAGAUUCGGAAACGUGAGAAGUCUCCAGUCAUCGAGGUGAUCAAAGUUGAAGAGUCAGGGCAUGGUGGUAUACUUUCACCAGCAUUUGAAUCCUGGCGAUCAACCAUGCAGUAG
Molecule: messenger RNA, 1122 nt
Organism: Penicillium verhagenii
Lineage: Eukaryota; Fungi; Ascomycota; Eurotiomycetes; Eurotiales; Aspergillaceae
Product: DXO/RAI1 family decapping nuclease
Exons: 9
Coding region: 1-1122 (373 amino acids)
Biological process (GO): NAD-cap decapping; nuclear-transcribed mRNA catabolic process
Cellular component (GO): nucleus; cytosol
Molecular function (GO): mRNA 5'-diphosphatase activity
Source: RefSeq, a predicted model, not a curated record